AGGAGCGGCGGGUAAUCAUGGCUGCUCUCAGGCGUCCGCUGUCGUUGUGGAGGUUCCAAUUGGGCUGUCGGCGAGCACAGAGGGUCUGUACUCGGGCCGCAGCCCAGCGCCACCCCGAUGCUCUGCUCGCGACGCGGCCCCAGCCCUUCGAGGUGGGGCAGCCCUGCCGCCCGUUCAGCUCCGAGGCCGAAUCUGGUAGCUCAGAAGUCAAGAAACCUACAUUUAUGGAUGAGGAAGUCCAGAGUAUCCUCACCAAGAUGACAGGCCUGGACUUGAAGAAGACUUUCAAGCCUGCUAUCCAACCACUGAAGCCACCAACCUAUAAGUUAAUGACCCAGGCACAGUUGGAAGAGGCGACUAGACUGGCAGUUGAAGCAGCUAAAGUACGAUUAAAGAUGCCACCAGUUCUGGAAGAACGAACGCCAAUAAAUGAUGUAUUAGCUGAGGACAAGAUUUUGGAAGGAACAGAAACAAACAAAUAUGUGUUUACUGAUAUAUCAUAUGACAUACCACAUCGGGAACGUUUUAUUGUUGUUAGAGAACCAAGUGGCACACUACGCAAAGCUUCUUGGGAAGAACGGGACCGGGUGAUACAAAUUUAUUUCCCAAAAGAAGGUCGUAGAGUUUUGCCACCAGUAAUUUUCAAAGAUGAAAACCUUAAGACCAUGUACAGCCAGGAUCGGCAUGCUGAUGUCCUCAAUCUCUGUGUUGCCCAGUUUGAGCCAGAUUCCACUGAGUAUAUCAAGGUUCAUCAUCAGACCUAUGAAGACAUAGACAGGCAUGGGAAGUAUGAGCUUUUACGGUCAACCAGACACUUUGGAGGAAUGGCUUGGUAUUUUGUAAAUACAAAAAAGAUUGACGGUUUGCUCAUCGAUCAGAUCCAGAGAGACCUGAUUGAUGAUGCCACCAGCCUGGUUCAGCUGUAUCACAUGCUCCAUCCAGAUGGCCAGUCGGCUCAAGAGGCCAAAGAGCAGGCUGCUAAGGGAGUAAAUUUAAUUAAGGUCUUCGCAAAAACAGAAGCACAGAGAGGACCAUAUAUAGAAUUAGCACUCCAAACAUAUCAAGAAAUAGUCAUCAGUCAUUCUGCAGCAUCCUGAGAACAAUUAAAAAUAUGUCAUUUGUUUUCUGCUUUUUAAAUUCGCAAAAAUGUGUUACCUUACUCAAUUUCUAUGCACAUGGAGAUGACUGAAAUUUAUAUUUGAGUGCCUGGUUAUGAAUUCCUCUAUUUACAUUAGUGCAGGUAAAACAAACAAAAAACACCUCCAGGAUAUAAAGAGGGCAACAGCUAUGUUGACAGCCCAGCUGGACUGGUCAGGAGGUAUGCCCACAAGCCAAACUGUAGAGAAAGGUCAGAAUGAGGGUUGGAAAAAUGCCCUUAGCUAUUCAAAGAAAGGAGGAUGAAGCUGAUUCCCAGUGAGAUAUUUGGCUUAGCCAUCUAAAACUCGGUGUCCAUUUUCAUCAAAGAUUUUAUGAGGUGGUCUAAUGACAAUAUGAAAAAAAUCAAAAGUGCAUGUCUUUCAGUUAACAAGGAGAACAUAGUAACUUAAAUGCUGCCCAUCAACUCCUCUGAAGAUGAGGAAAUGGCUGUGUUCUCCCUUGUUUACAUAUGCAAAUCAAGGAGUUUCCAUAGUUCCUGGUCAGGGUGGUGAUCAAUUUGUCUUCAUCUGUUAUUUAGUAAAUGGCAAACUGUUCAGUCAUCCAGAAUAUCUUCAUCCAGAUUGAUGUCUGCUGCGUCAAUGUCGUCUAAUUCCAAAUUAUCCAAAUCAACUUCUAGUUCCAGUAAGCUCUGCAUGGAAAGGGAGAGGGCGGUGUUACACAGUUCUGCGUUAAAUUACCUGUUCAGAGUCCAAAGCCAGAACCAACUUUCCUUAAUACUGACAUGAACAUCAUCCUACUUGAAGCCUCUUCUCUGGAAGACAAUACCAAAGCCAUCUAAACCUCAAAAGCCUGCCCUCCUGACUGGGGGUGGAGGAUAUGUGACCCACCUUUUCUUCUUUCUGGGAGGUUUGGGAGGCCAUGAUAACUGGGCUAGAAGCAGGUUUCCCAUCAGGUUCCUGGAAAUUCAGUAAGAGGUAAAAAUGAAGCCAAAGGAAUUGCCCAGAGAUUUACAUAUUCCCCCAUGCAAAGGAAGGGACAGGGAGUGUUUUAAAUCAACAAUGUCAAUCAUGCUGUCACAUGCAGUUCUUCACGAACCUGCUGAGCUGUGGCCCUUGAGGGCUGAAAGCCUUUUGCCUCUUCCAUGACAUUUCUCUCUUCAUUUGGCUGUCAGAAUAAAACAAUAAUAAAAUGAAAUAAUCUAGACACUUGGCCCAAUCCCAGACAUUAGCUCUUAAUAACAUUUUAAAGUUAGACUUGUGGAUGUGUUUCCUCCUUGCAGUCACUCUAAACGAAGCCUGGCAGUCUGCCACUCACCGUGACAAGAGGGUACUGCUUGGCUGGCCACAAAUCCACAUGUGUCUCUUUGACCCACUCCUCCACAACAAAGGCUUCUUUUAAUCCAGGGAAAAGGUUUUCAUACUCGGUGGGGUCCGCAAGGGAUUCUGCUGCUUUCUGGUUGACUUUUGAGAGAUUCUCCCUCCACAGCUUCACUACCCUAAUGUGAGAGACGUCAGAGAACCAAACAGAUGGAGCAACCAGGCCCUGGUUUUAGUUGAAACAUUUCUCCCUAAACUAAGUCCAUACCUUGAGACUUGGCUGGGUAAGUAAGUGCGGGCCAGGAAGGCAGCUUCUGGGAGUCUUCCUGUUCUGAUUAAGAGCUCUAGGCAAGCAUCAAGCCUAUAGAGGAAAGCAGAGAAAUUGUUAAGUAAGAGCACAUAGAGCCUAAAGUGUGGGCUUGUUACAGAGGCAAAAUCCUCCAAUGCCCCCAACCCACACCUUACACAUUCACUCUGUUGCUAGCCUUAUAAUUGUCUUAAAGUUGAAUAAAACCAUGGAUUUCAGAAGUGUGAGGCAUAAGACAGCACUCAUUAUAGCUCUUAGCUUAUUUAGUCUGAAUAACUUUAAGAAUAUAAUGGGACUUUAUGGAGAGUUAUGGCAAGCUUGUUAUGCAUUCUGAGUUUUUUGACAUGCCUGGAAGUGUAGCUCAAUAAUGGAGUUCAGUUCCUUAGCACAAACCUCAAAAAUUAAUGUUUGAUGAUUAAUUGAGUCUAGGAUUUUAAAGAACUGGUAUGUAGAGUAAGGCUAAUAAAUACUUGUUUAUUUCCAAAAUGCAGACUAAUAUCCACAUGACUUGGCUUGCAUUAACUCUGCUAGACUUAAAAAUUUGUGACACUUUUAAAGUUGAGCUCAAACAGUAAACAGCAUUUUUAUCCACCAUUCUUGCAUAAAACAGAUCAAAAACACCCCGGUGUAGACAGUCCUCUGCCAUUAGUCCUUUGGAAGAGAACAGCCUCCUCUUCCUAUCCUUCAGUAAAAUGGUCUUGGAGCAAGUAACUGGUAGGCUCUUUGACCUGAACAGCUCAUGCAUAAGAUACAGAUCAGAAGUCACUAUAAAUGCCACUACGGUAGGUAGCACUAUUCUCUGGCUGUCCCCACUAUUUAACAUCAGCCAUCCCUCAGCUCUUUCCCAGGACUUGUGUUCCAUAUUCCUCUCAAACACCAUCUUCACAGUCAGUAUAGAAAUAACUGCUCACAGCUCCUUAAAGUCUUUUGAACCUUGAGAUAAUACUUACUUGCCCUGUAAAAAGUAGCUCAUGAAUGCCACAUUAUUUUUGCCAUCUCUCUCUGCGCCUUCUGCUAACUUGUUCACCAUAUUAGCGUUUCCAGAAGCAGUGGCCAAGAGCAGCAGACCCCCAUAAUCCUGAGCAUGGUGCAAACACUCCUGGGCUAGACUGAACUGACAUUUACUAAUGGCGAGUUCGGCAAGUUGUUUCCACUUCUGCUCCGACUAUAAGAGUUUAAGACAAGACAUCUUUGGAAAUAAACAUUUAAACUUCCAAUAUCAGAUAAACAGACACACACAUGUAAUUUUUGAGUUACAUUUGGUAAACGGGCUCUGUCAGUCAAAGAAAGGCAUGAUAAAAAUGUGUAAUGAAAUGAAAAAUCCUAUGAACAAAAUUAAUUCAAAUGGUACAUGGAUAAUUAACUCAUUUCUAUUUUUAAUUACCUAGUGAAACUGAAUCUAAAACCAUGUAAAUGGAAUUUAAACAUCAUUAGACUGCAAUUAUUUUAACAAGUAAACCAGUAACACUUUUUUAGAAAGAAUAAAAAAUUAUGUCCUUAAAUAUUGAGUAAUGAAUAUGGUCAUUUGUAGCUUCCCAGAAAUCAAAUAAAAUGCACAUUUAAAUGA
Onychomys torridus (southern grasshopper mouse) is the source of this 4288-nucleotide messenger RNA. RefSeq names its product mitochondrial ribosomal protein S22 (gene Mrps22). Gene Ontology annotation, cellular component: mitochondrial small ribosomal subunit. The transcript has 8 exons. Lineage: Eukaryota; Metazoa; Chordata; Mammalia; Rodentia; Cricetidae. The coding region runs from base 18 to 1097 and encodes 359 amino acids. The record is from RefSeq and is a predicted model, not a curated record. Gene Ontology annotation, molecular function: structural constituent of ribosome.